GCGGACCAAGUCCCUAAGAAGAACUAUUUAAGAUAAGUAGAUUGUUUCAUUUGCAAAUAUCCUAUGAAGUUAAAGUUAAAGAAUUAUGCAACAACGGUUCGAAGUUCUUCCUCUAACUGUCAAGAGUCGCAAGUUCGACCGUUUAGUACGCAGCGCUGUCAAUUUACAAAGGUAAAAACUAGAAGUGUUUAGCAACGGUCGCGUAAAGAAGUUGCUUUGCACAGAGAGAGGAAAUGCAACCAUAAGGCCCAGUUGAACGACACGGUGCAGGUAAUAGGGGAAUGCCUACCCUGCUCUCUCCCUUUUCCCGUUCUAGUGUAUAGUCCUCUGGAGCCUGAGGCUGAGAAGGAGGCAUAACACCAGGAAAAAUGGCCCCAGCUACUAAGAAGACGAAGAAGACCCAGGAGAACAUCAAUGCGCGUCUUGCGCUGGUGAUGAAGAGUGGCAAGUACACUCUGGGCUACAAGACCUGCCUGAAGACCCUGCGCUCGGGCAAGGCCAAGCUGGUCAUCAUCUGCAACAACUGCCCGGCUGUCCGCAAGAGCGAGGUGGAGUACUACGCCAUGCUCUCCAAGACUGGCGUGCACCACUACGCCGGCAACAACGUUGACCUGGGUACCGCCUGCGGCAAGUACUACCGCGUCAGCGUGCUCGCCAUCACCGACCCCGGUGACUCGGACAUCAUCAAGUCCGUGGAGUAAACGUGUGGCUGCACUGUGGCUUCCGCGGUUGUUACGUCCCCUGGGUCGAUUGUAACGUCCCCU
Molecule: messenger RNA, 764 nt
Organism: Astrephomene gubernaculifera
Lineage: Eukaryota; Viridiplantae; Chlorophyta; Chlorophyceae; Chlamydomonadales; Astrephomenaceae
Source: the annotation of a GenBank genome assembly